AGGGUAUUUUGAUAGAAAAAAAAGGAUCCAUCAGGCUUCUUUUAAUUUUUGACAUUGCUGAUUGGUCAUAGGAAUCCUCUGUCAAUUGAUGGAAACUUCAUGUGCCAGGAAAGGGCCUCAGAAAAUUGGAUUCAUGAAGACUAAUUAAUAGUCGGUUUUCUUUAACAGAACUCACUUCCAAUAGUUGUUGGAAGAGAAAAAUUUUACUGUGAGAUUAGGAUGAGUGUAAGCAGGUAGAGCAGUUCUAAGAGUGGACUAAAGAAGUUAUUUGCAGUGGCCUUCUUCAGUGAAUUUGAAAGUGUAAUGCAUGUAUCAUAUUGGACUCUUUUUGAGAAAACAAAAUGCACAAUGUCGCUGUUUGGAACUAUGAGAGACAAGGUGAUUGUAGUCUCUUGAAUGGGUGGCCUCCACAAAAGAUGUACUAUGUACCCAGCAUAAAUGAGGAAGAAUUUGAUGCGCUGCCAAUUGACUAUUCAGUCAACAGUGAGGCUUGUCUUGGAAAUCAGUUGUCUCAACCAGCACCAUCUACGUCUCACCAGCUGCAAUUGAACAGUUUUAUUGGCAAUUAUGCAGACAACAACAAAGGCUUAACUUUUAACCAGACACAGCAGGUUUACUAUCAACAAGACCAUCACACAGAUCACGCGUUUGAGACACCACCAAAUGCAAUCAUAGCUGCAGAAGUCUCGGCAAAUCACGAUGAUUACCAAAAUGGUGGAAUUGUAGAGGUGACGCCUCAGUUCCCACCCCAGACAUUAGACAUUCCUGAUAUCAUCUUAUCUAAUAAUUUUUCAGCAUUUCAACCACAAGACCAGUAUCAGACAGGUAGUAUAGCCACCGGCUCUGAAACAUACUGUGGCCAUAUUUCAGCAUUUACGACAAGGUCUGUGAACCAAUCAGCACAGGCUUUCCAUUCAGACCACUCGUUUGGCGGUUAUUUUAAAGUCCCCCAUUUACCUGUAAGUGGAGGCGGACAUUACCUUCACCCAUCGGGGCAUUGUUAUAAUAGCUAUUGUCACAUGGAGGGGGGUGUCGUGUCACCAGCAGGAUCAACGCAUUCGUCCCCAAGUCGACCUGACACUAGUGAGGAUAGCGAUGACUGCCUGCCUUUGUCACAGUUGGCUGGUCCCGGUCACCAGAGGGCAUCACCUGUGCCAGCUACUGAUCCAGGACUCCCAGUGAAGAAGAAGAGGGGAAGGACUCCCAAGAAGAAAAAGAAGAAGGAUCCAAAUGAACCCCAGAAGCCAGUAUCAGCAUAUGCCCUCUUCUUCCGAGACACACAGGCAGCAAUCAAGGGACAGAACCCCAGUGCAACUUUCGGGGAAAUUUCCAAAAUUGUGGCGUCAAUGUGGGACAACCUUGACCCAGAUAGUAAAAAUGUGUAUAAGCAGAGAACAGAGACGGCAAAAAAAGAAUACCUGAAAUUGCUUGCAGCCUACAGAGCCACUCAAGUAUCACAGGAAGGAGCAGAGCUGCACACGCCCCCUGUCCCAAAGAAAAAGAAACCUUCCCCUCCACCACAGCAAAAGGAGGAAGCAGAAGAAGAGGCUGAAGGGGAGGAAAGCUUGGGUCAACAAAGUCCAGAUGAUGAUGAUGGUGCUGGUAAAGAAGGGGAACAUGCAGUUACAGCAGAACAGAAUUUUAAACAGCAACAACAACAACAGUCUCAGCAACAGCAACAACCAGCAACAGCUAAGGUUGUAUUUCCUGGUAAAGAUGGAAAACCUAUUACACUCACUCUGACACCUUCCUCCCUCCUGGGUCACAAAAAUUUAACCAGAGUUUUGCCAAAAGCAGAGAUUUUAACCAAUCAGCAAGAAAAUGUUCCAGCAGAGGGUGUUGAGAGCGGAAUGAAAGUGAUCACAACGACAAGUGGGAAAAUUACAAAGAAGAUUAUACAGCUCCAUGUCAAUCCUGACCAGCUGAAGCAAUUCCAGUCAAUUGCUCCAAAGACAACUACCACAAUUUCAGACCCUCAGCAAGUGCUGGCGUCUAGUGGUCAAAUGGAAAACCAGAUCCCUGCUCCAGAAGCCCCCAAAGAAGAGCCCUCUCCUUUGCCGGUGUGUUUACGAGAUGGCUGUAAUAACCCAAGUGUAGAAAACCCACAGUGGGACCAAGAAUACUGCAGUAGUCAGUGUGUCGUUAGUCAUUGCAGGGAUGUGUUCACAGCUUGGGUGGCUGCAAGGCAAGCAUCUUACAAUCAAGCUUGA
Lingula anatina is the source of this 2210-nucleotide messenger RNA. RefSeq names its product TOX high mobility group box family member 4. Gene Ontology annotation, molecular function: chromatin DNA binding. Lineage: Eukaryota; Metazoa; Brachiopoda; Lingulata; Lingulida; Lingulidae. Gene Ontology annotation, biological process: regulation of transcription by RNA polymerase II. Gene Ontology annotation, cellular component: nucleus. The record is from RefSeq and is a predicted model, not a curated record.